Messenger RNA from Ilex paraguariensis (yerba mate), 909 nucleotides. Lineage: Eukaryota; Viridiplantae; Streptophyta; Magnoliopsida; Aquifoliales; Aquifoliaceae. The record is from the annotation of a GenBank genome assembly.
AUGGCAUUAGUAGUCAUCUGUGGCCAACCAUGUAGUGGGAAAUCAACGGCUGCGGUCUGUCUAACUGAAGCUCUCAAAGACGCAGAAUCUAAACCAGCAGUCAGGAUCAUUAACGAAACUUCCUUUCAUCUUGAUCGCAACGAAAGCUAUGCUGACAUGGUGGCUGAGAAGAAUCUAAGGGGGGUACUUAGAUCUGAAGUUGAUAGAUCUUUGUCGAAAGAUAAUAUUAUUGUAGUGGAUUCUUUAAACAGUAUCAAGGGUUACAGAUACGAGUUAUGGUGUUUAGCUCGUGCUGCAGGAAUUAGAUAUUGUGUCCUUUAUUGUGAAGUUGAAGAGACUGAGUGUAGAAAAUGGAAUGAAGAACGCAGGGAGAAAGAAGAACCUGCCUAUGAUGAUAAGAUAUUUGAAGAUUUGGUGAGAAGGUUUGAGAAACCAGAUAGAAGAAAUCGAUGGGAUUCACCAUUGUUUGAGUUAUGGCCAGCUAGAGAUUGUAUAGAGAAAUCCUCUGUUGCCAUAGUAGACGCUAUUUCAUACUUGACGAAAAAAGUAGACUCGAAAACAAUGGGUGUUAAAGUUUUACAGCCAACAAUAGCGACACAAAAUGCAAGGUUUUCUGAGUCAAACUCUCUUUAUGAGAUGGAUAGAGCGACGCAAGAGGUAAUUAAUGUUAUUGUUGCAGCACAGUCCCAGGCAUUUGGGGGGCCUGUAAAUGGAAUUUGUGUGAGUCCAGGAUUACCAACAAUUAAUAUUACAAGAUCAGUUGGGCUGCCAGAGCUUCGAAGGCUAAGACGAACAUUUGUCAAAUUGACCGGGCAAUCUAGCUUAAGUGGACCACCUCCUCCUUCGGAUGCUGAGAGUGCAAAGAGGAUGUUUGUGGAUUACUUGAAUAGAGAAUUAGGAACUGGUUGA